AUGCCUAAACGACCAAAGAUUGACUCCGUAUACAAUGAUAUUGAUAAAGAAAACACUCAGGAUGCUGUCCUCCCAAUUGUUACUCGAGACGAGGCAUCUCAUAGAAGAAAAUUAAGAAAAUUAUACUUGGAUAAUAAGAGAUCAAAUGGGGGAACUACAUCGCCAUCCCUCAAUAUUGUAUCCACCAAUAUUAAUUCCACUUCCACUCCGUGUGUUACACAACAUUGUCCAGUUUCACCUGAUGUGACUCUGAUUCUACAAAACAAGGAUAGAGAUAGCAUGCGAUUACCUAGAUCUAUUAUUGACAAAAGAAGAUCUACUACCAUAGGUGUUACAUCGGAUAACAUAGUCAACAAAAUUGGUUGUCACAAUUUUGAAUCCACUCCUGAUGUGGCUAAUAAUGUUACUCCAAGUCCGUCAAGUAUGGUAACAAGUAACAUUAGUUGUAGUACCAGCAAUCGGGCAACGAGAGAAAAUGGUUUUCGAAUUAAUAUUUCAACUGGCAUCACAUCAACCACCUGCACAUCAUCAUUGAACUGUAAUUUGCAAAGGCUAUCAUCUGGGAAACGUAAGUUGGUAUCCAAACCACGUAUUUCAUCUCCUAUACCAAUGAUCGACUUGACCACAGAGGAAACCGUAGAACGAGAUCCUUAUAAAGGUGUUUCCACAGAUUAUUUGGAUCAUGGUGAUCAAGUUAUUACUUGUGAAGUUUGUUAUGCAAAGUUAUGGGAUGCAGAGAAAGGAAGCGGAAGAAAAGAAGGUGGCAAAAUAUGUCAUAUGUUAUGUUGUGGUUAUACCAAAGUUGUGUUACCUGAUUACAAAUCUGCGACACCUUAUUAUAAAAGUCUAUUCAUGUCCAAUGACAAUGAAAGCAGGCACUUUUUGAAGAACAUUCGACGUUACAAUUCUAUGUUCGCGUUUACGUCAAUGGGUGGUAAGGUUGACCAAACCGUUAAUACUGGUAAUGCUCCUUUUUGCUACAGAAUUAGUGGUGAAAAUAAUCAUUCUAUUGGUAGUCUUGUGCCAGAAAACAGAGGGAAACCUAAAUUUUGUCAGUUAUACAUAUACGAUACUGAAAAUGAGUUGGCAAACAGGUCUUCAGACAAUGCUUCCUCAUCAACCUCUUCAGACGAAACUGAUAAUAAGCUGAUACAACAAAUCAAAGCAAAGUUGGAUGCCAACAAUGUGCUUGUGAAAAUUUAUAGGAUGGUUAGAGAUUGCUUCCAACAGAAUCCUAAUACUACUUUAAAGCUUCGCCUUAUUGGGAAAAGAGAACAAGAUGGUCGGACUUAUAACUUACCUACUUCCUCCGAGGUUGCUGCUCUUAUUGUUGGAGAUAUUGAUAACGCUCUUGAGAAUAGAGAUAUCGUUGUCGAGACACAAACAGGGUCAUUAAAAAGAAUAAGUGAGUUGCAUCCUUCCUAUCUUGCACUUCAGUAUCCUAUUUUGUUCCCAUAUGGAGACGACGGUUACAGAAUUGACAUACCCCAUAGGGGUGUCAUUGAUGUUACUAACAAGAAACGUUCGAAUUGUACAAUGAGAGAGUUUUUUGCGUAUCGUGUACAAGAUCGUAGUAACCAGUUUUCAUUGAUUCUAAAUUCUCGACGGUUAUUCCAACAGUUCUUGGUUGAUGCUUAUACGAUGAUUGAGAGCGAGCGACUUAACUUUAUAAGAUUUCAGCAACAUGAUCCCAGGUCUGAUACAUACGAGAAUAUCCGAAAACUAAGAUAUAACGGCCAACAAGAUUUGUCUAAGGUUGGAAAACGUAUUUUCCUUCCAUCUUCGUUUACAGGCGGGUCACGAUAUAUGAUGCAAAACUAUCUUGACGCUAUGGCCAUUUGUAAAUGGUAUGGUUAUCCCGACUUUUUUAUAACCAUUACCUGCAAUCCCAAGUGGCCGGAGGUUCAAAGGUUUCUUAAGGACACAAAUCUUAAUCCGGAGGAUAGGCCUGAUAUUUUAUCGUGA
Helianthus annuus (common sunflower) is the source of this 1965-nucleotide messenger RNA. RefSeq lists its product as uncharacterized. The record is from RefSeq and is a predicted model, not a curated record. Bases 1 to 1965 code for a protein of 654 amino acids. Lineage: Eukaryota; Viridiplantae; Streptophyta; Magnoliopsida; Asterales; Asteraceae. The transcript has 6 exons.